Messenger RNA from Poecilia latipinna (sailfin molly), 3559 nucleotides. Its product is annotated as solute carrier family 43 member 3-like. The record is from RefSeq and is a predicted model, not a curated record. NCBI's taxonomy places the organism in Eukaryota, Metazoa, Chordata, Actinopteri, Cyprinodontiformes, Poeciliidae. The transcript is spliced from 12 exons. The coding region runs from base 350 to 1819 and encodes 489 amino acids.
GUUUUCAUGUGUUUGCAAUGCAAAAUGGUUACUUCUGCAUAUAUCUGUGACUUUAAUUGUUAGUUUUUGUCGCUGAAAUGUGUUUCUGCAGCGUUCCCUGCAGGCUCACAGCAGAUAUUUUCUGUUCUAUCUCAUGAUAUUGCUUUCAGCGUUUCAUCUGCUGAGCUUCUUCGUCAUCUGUGCCAUAAACUUGUUCAAACCUUUUUUCUCUUUAAGGAAACCAGAAAAGUAAAAACAUUUUCUCUUGUCUUGGUUGCUAGGAGGCAGGCGCAGAAACUAAAACUGCUUGUGUGAAUGAGUUUGUGAGUUUUUUGUUGUUGUUGCUGCUGAUAGUUGUAUCUGAGUGAGCAUGCAGGUGUUGGAGAACAAGUUGUCGGUGCGACACUGCCUCACCUUCGUUACGGGCCUGGUGGAGUGUCUGUGCUUCGCCGGCGCCGUGUUCGGAUGGGCUUCUCUUGCCUUUGUCCUCAAGGUUGACGGCUACUUCAGCUCUCUGUGCUUUAACACAACAGGAGUCAAUGACACUCAGAUAUUAGACUGCAGUGCACAAGAUGAGCAGCUUUCACUUAUUUUCACCAUCACCUCCUUUAUGAACAACUUCCUCAUGCUGCUCAAUGGCUUCCUUUUUGAUCACUUUGGUACCACAGUGGCUCGACUGUUGGCAACAUUUCUUUACACCACUGGCUCCCUGAUGGUGGCGCUCUCUUCACCAGCUCUUCCUUUCCUGCUCUUCCCAGCUCUCCCCCUUUUGGCUGUGGGAGGCAUUUUAUUUCUGAUCACAAACAUGCAGGUUGGAAACCUGUUUGGCUCACGUCGCUCUACAAUAAUCAAUAUUUAUAAUGGAGCUUUUGAUUCUUCCUCAGCACUCUUCCUCAUCAUUAAGCUGUUGCAUGAGUCUGGCGUCUCUCUCCACGCUGCCUUCCUGUUUCUGUCGGCCUGCAGCGUCGUCCACGUCCUCAGGACGUUCUUCCUGCUGCCCAGAACCUUCAUUCCUCACCCACUGCCUGAUCGCUACGCAUACGGGGUCUCUUGUGGUGCAUUAGAGACUAUGAGCAAUGAGGUGACUGCAAACAACUCUGCACGCACAGGAGCAGAGGGCACACUGUUUACGAAGGACGUCCCUCUCACGCAAGAGAAGACUUUUCGAGAGUGCUUGCUGUCCAGGUUCUUUGUGGGCCACCUGCUCUGGCUGUCGGUGAUGCAGCUCAGGCACUUCCUGUUCAUUGGCACCCUGAACCCCAUGCUGCUCAGGCUGACAGAAGGAGAUUCCUCUCUGGUGAGCCGGUACACCAACGCUUUUGCUUUCACCCAGCUGUGCGCUGUGCUGUGCGCUCCCUGGAACGGCCUCAUCAUGGACCGACACAGGGGAAAACCUCGAGCUGCAGGGGAGACGGAGCAGGAGGCCGACCUGCGGGCGUCUGUGCUUUCUUUAUUCCUGACGGCGCUGCAGUGCGUCUUGUUCUCCCUGUGUGCUUCCGUCCCCUCUCUGCCUCUUCAGUACCUCACCUUCAUCUUGCAGGUGCUGAACCGCUCCUUCCUCUUCGGCGGCAUCGCAGCCUUCAUCAGCGUGGCGUUUCCGUCGUGUCACUUCGGGAAGCUGUACGGUCUUGGUAUGUCGCUGGCUGCGUUGUUUUGUCUGCUGCAGUACCCCUGCUUCGCUCUGGUGAACGGCGCUCUGGGUGGAGAUCCUUUAUACUUGAACAUCAGCCUGACGCUGCUCAGCUUGCUGGCCUUCAUACAUCCCCUCUCUGUUUACCUCCACUGUCAAAAACUUGCCUCUCUGAGAGACAAGAGGAAAAACACAGAUUUCUCUUCUUGAAGCCCACUGACUGAUGGGACAGCGGUCCCCACAUGAAUGACUGUGCCAUUGUCAAACAGAUUCACUAUGCUGGGUUUGAAAAUAAACUAUGGGCAUAAGCUUUAAUUAAAUGUUAACCCAGCUGUUAAUUGAGCAAAUUUUAUAUACUGCAUUUCUCUCGAGUAAGAAAUGAACACUUAUUGUGAAACAUAUAUCAUGGGUUACUCUUAAAAUGUUACAGGCCGGAUGAGGCUUAUUUACCGGAUAAUUUCAUAACAGCCAUAGUGGUUUGCAUACAAUUUCACAGUUUAGCCGCCCUGUUGAUGAAAGGGAGUCUGCAGCUCAGCAACACACACAGCUUGUUUCUCCUGUCUAACCCAAAGAUCACAUGAGCGUAAAUCUUAAUUCUGCAAAGGUGUUAAAGUUGCCAGAUCUGUUUACAGAUCCAGGCCCGUUUACAGAUUCAACUACGAUUAAAAAAAAACUUAAACAAAUAAUUGUUUUCGGUCAGGAAGGUUGUGUUCUGGGUUUGCCCUAUAGUUUCUCUGCCCAGUGGGGCAAAAAAAAAAAAAAACUCUGGUGGUGUCCAGAAUGUGUCCUGCUUGAGCAAAUACCAACCAACUUCAACUUCAGUGUGGAGUUUAGUCAGGCUGCAGUUGGUAAUGCUCAAGAUAAUGAGGCAUGGCUUGACUCCCAGUUUUAGAACCACAUUGUGCCAAACUUUCCGCCCCGCAGAUGGUGGACCCAGAUGAAAAAAGCAACCUGUAUCUUGCCGGAAAAGGCAAGCUGUGCAUCCUCCUCAGCCACAUUUAUCAUCUUCUAAUCCUUUUACUUUGUUCCAUGGUUUCACCUCAUGUAUUGUCGCUCUUACUUGGUGCAAAACAAAAGUUGAUUAUAUGAUGUGUGAACAUGCUUUUCUUUCGUCUAAUAAAUUUUUUUUCAGUAGCUGACUAAUGCUUCAUGUUAUUUCUUUCGUUUAUAAUCUGUCAUUUGUGCUUGAGGUUUUGUGUGUGGUGCCUGUCCUUUGGCAGCACUUGCCAAAAGAUGAAGGUGAAAAAGAUUCAAUUCUUGUUCAAAAAGAGGUUUUCAAGUUAUGCUUAUUUUAAGUUCCACAAAACUUCAGUGCAAUGAUUUCCUUAGAAAUGUCAGGAAUUAAAUGCCAGAUGAUUGUUUGCCAUGAAACUUAUUGCUUGGAGCUUCCUGGGACAGUGAAAGGGCCACUGGACCGGAGCUACGGGAAGGAAACACAUUUCCGCCACCUGCUGGCUUUACAACGGACCCAUGUUGUUGUUGUUUUUUUCCCAAGGCGUUGACAUUUUAGAAUAAUGUCUUGAUUUUUUUUUCUCAGAGAAAAAAUAUAUUAAAAUCUGCAUUAAACACAGAAAAUUAAUUUCUCCUCUUCAGGUAGGUCGUUACUCAAGAGUUCUGGUCUGUGAAACUAAUUUAAAUUUAAUUUCUGUUGCAUUUAUCAGAGCCUCAGUAGUUUCUCAAUUAAUCUUUUUUUAUUUGGAUAUGAUCAAAUCUGUAAAUAAUUAAUGUUUAGUAUGAAAUAAUAUUUCAGAUCCAAUAAAGAACACAGACAAAUAGCAUAGAUCUCAUAUAUUAAUGCAUAUUUUAUGUUGAUAUUGCACCGACUGAGGCAUUUGUCGAAACUCUAAGAUGAAAUAAAAGUAACAGAUGGGUGCAACAUUUACAGUAACAGCAUUGUACAAUAUUCUGAAAUACUAGUAGAAGUAACCUGGAAUAAAACAAAAACAAAAC